Molecule: messenger RNA, 194 nt
Organism: Didymodactylos carnosus
Lineage: Eukaryota; Metazoa; Rotifera; Eurotatoria; Philodinida; Philodinidae
Source: the annotation of a GenBank genome assembly
CGUAUCAAGUUUAUAAUUUGCCAAGAUUUCUUGGAAUUGAUUAUAAACGAAAUACGUCAUUAGCAUGGCACAAUGGGGAUAAUGUUAUGAAUAACUGUCAUUUUGGAAAAAUUACAUUUUGUCAUGUAUUACCGCCCAUGGUUUUCAAGUUAGGAUGUAAUGAAAAGAUUGAAAUAUUUGUGAGCUGUCAAUAG